CUAUCUGGUGUUGGAGCGCCGAAGAAACGGCAGGGGGCAGUAAAAAACUUGUCAUCAUUUGUCGCCGCGACACAUUUAACGGAGAAGAAACAUGGGCAGCAUGAUGACAUCACAUGGUGUAGUCACCGGCGCUCGGCGCGGAAGCAGCGGUGUAUGACUCAUUAUGGCCUCGGAUGACAUCUCACAGCUGGCUGAUGCCCUCGCCAAGACACAUGUAGGAGAUGGAGAGUUGAGCUACAAAGGCCUGGGACGAAAGCUGGACGAUGCAGAUUCAGUGGAGGACCUGGUCCAUGAGAUAGAACAUUACCAGGGUCUGAGAGCGCUGCGUCUGGAGGGGAACACUGUGGGAGUAGAGGCAGCUCGGGCCAUUGCCAAGGCUUUGGAGAGUAAAGACCUGCUUCAGAGAUGCUACUGGAGCGAUAUGUUCACAGGAAGACUACGUUCUGAAAUCCCAACAGCUCUGAGGUCUUUGGGCAGUGGAUUAAUGACUGCAGGAGCCAGGCUGACUGAGCUGGACCUGAGCGACAAUGCGUUCGGACCAGAUGGUGUGAAGGGAAUUGAAAAGCUGUUAAGAAGCCCAUGCUGCCACACUUUAAGGGAACUGAGACUUAACAACUGUGGCAUGGGGGUCGGUGGAGGAAAGAUCCUGGCUGAAGCUCUGAUUGAGUGUCACAGACAGUCAUCUGCUCACGGAGCUCCCCUCAAAUUGCGGGUGUUUGUUGCAGGAAGGAACCGCCUGGAAAAUGACGGAGCCAGUGCCUUGGCCAAAGCCUUUCAGCUGAUGGGCAGCCUGGAGGAAGUCCACAUGCCUCAGAACGGUAUCAACCACUUGGGUGUAAUGGCAUUAGCUUCAGCCAUGAAACACAACCCAGAACUGUGUGUCCUCAACUUGAACGACAACACCUUCACCAAGAAGGGCACCAUGGCCAUGGCACAGGCUCUGAAGUAUCUGAGAAAUGUCCAGGUGAUUAACUUUGGCGACUGUCUAGUUCGAUCUGAGGGCGCCAUCGCCCUCGCUGCAGUUCUAAGAGAUGGGCUGCCCAUUCUCAAGGAGCUGAAUUUGUCAUUUGGUGAGAUCACAGAGGCAGCAGCGCUGGUCGUGGCUCACGCCGUCAUGGACAAACCUCACAUGGAGAAACUGGACCUAAACGGAAACUGUCUGGGAGAAGAAGGCUGUGAGGCUCUGAGAGAAGCCAUGGAGAACAUGGACAGAGGAGACAUGUUGGCUUCCCUCAGUGAUGAUGAGGGGGAACCUGAUGAUGAAGAUGACGAUGAAAAUGACAAUGCCGAAAUUGAGGAUGCAGAAGAUGAUGUAAGUGAAGAUUCCAGUGAGGAUGAUGAAGAAAUCGUCAUGGGGAAUGGCACCAAGGGAAAUGACAGUCCAGAACAUUGACAUGAUGAAAUCCUGCAGUGUCGCCAGGGAGAGACUGAGCACUGCUCUGGAGAAAGGAUGUCAUGACAAACACACACACACACACACACACACACACACACACACACAUCCAUCCACACUCCAUCAUCCAAACACAACAGAAAUUCCCUUCGCUUGAACUGUGAAAAACCACUGGUCUUCUCCUCUCUUGACUGUUGUAUAUUUGAUGAAGGCUGUCCAGAAUAUCUUAAUAGUUUCCUUUACUUUAUUUUUAUUUUUCUACUGAUUGCUGUUGUAUUUUUCUAGAAAAAAAGAAAGAAAGUAAUACUGGUGAAAAACUAAAACUACACUUAAACAAAUUGUAGAAGUUAAAAUGUGAAAUGAAAAAUAAGAGAAAAAGUGGAGGAAAUAUCUGGAACAUUUUCCACCACCUCUGAUUAUUUGUAUCCUCAUCCUUUUCCUCACUAUUAUUCUACUGAAUAACAGGGAAACAUGUUAUGAUAUAAUUUGCAUUUGUUACAAUGUGUUUAGGUUAUUUAAGGGAAGCAGGUGAAGAGGAUUCUCCUUGACUGCAUUAUAAUUGAGUUAAUGUUUUUUGAAUAUUUUGUCCAGAAUAUAACACUUUUAACCAAAA
Messenger RNA from Cynoglossus semilaevis (tongue sole), 2006 nucleotides. RefSeq names its product Ran GTPase activating protein 1b (gene rangap1b). NCBI's taxonomy places the organism in Eukaryota, Metazoa, Chordata, Actinopteri, Pleuronectiformes, Cynoglossidae. Gene Ontology annotation, molecular function: small GTPase binding; GTPase activator activity. The transcript has 12 exons. Gene Ontology annotation, biological process: activation of GTPase activity; nucleocytoplasmic transport. Gene Ontology annotation, cellular component: perinuclear region of cytoplasm; cytosol; nucleus. The record is from RefSeq and is a predicted model, not a curated record. Bases 164 to 1393 code for a protein of 409 amino acids.